Molecule: messenger RNA, 1698 nt
Organism: Sesamum indicum (sesame)
Lineage: Eukaryota; Viridiplantae; Streptophyta; Magnoliopsida; Lamiales; Pedaliaceae
Product: dof zinc finger protein DOF1.8
Biological process (GO): regulation of DNA-templated transcription
Molecular function (GO): DNA-binding transcription factor activity; DNA binding
Source: RefSeq, a predicted model, not a curated record
UCUCUCUGUCCAUGUAAUAACUUCAUCAAGAAUGACUUGAUGAGGUUUAUAAUACUUUUCAGCUCAAUUUCCUUUGUAUAAAGAUUCAUAUAUAUGCAGUACUCUUCGUAUUUCAUACACCGUACCCCCCCACCGAGCUAGCUAACUUUUCUACUCCCUUUUCUACUUUUGGUUCUUCCAUAUAUAUAUGUGUGUGUGUGAACGUUGCACUUCACUUUCGCAAGAAGCUAGAUAUCAAGGAAAAAGAUUUAAUUUGGAUAUAGUGGUGAAACCAAUGGAAGAGAUAGUAACAGCCAAUACUACAUGUCCAAAAUCUUCAUUGGAGAGGAAAAUAGGUAGACCUCAAAGAGAGCAAGCCUUGAACUGUCCCAGGUGCAAUUCCACCAACACUAAGUUCUGCUACUACAACAACUACAGCCUCUCACAGCCAAGAUACUUCUGCAAGACAUGCAGACGGUACUGGACUGCAGGUGGGUCUCUCCGAAACAUCCCUGUCGGAGGGGGUUCAAGAAAGAACAAGAAAUCAUCAUCAACAUCAACAACAACAUCAUCAUCAUCCUUCACUGCACCUUCUCCCUCUCCUGCAAAUUAUACAUCCAAGAAACUCCCUGAUUUGAUAAUCCCACAACACCAAAACCCUAAAAACAGUGCCCACGACACCCAAGAUCUCGACCUCGGACUGAUCUCAUCAACCGCGAAUGACUUCAAGGCCAUAAAUGAACUUAUCCAAGUCCCAAACUUUGAAGCCAGCAAAGAUUUACAAAACCCUUGCUCUUCAUCUUCAUCAGAUCAUCACCACCAUCAUCAUCAUCUCUCAGCCCUGGAGCUUCUGAGCGGGAUUACAAGAACAGGAUCAACAAGGAUUUUGAAUUCUUUCCCAGUCCCAAUUCCCAAUUCCACAAAUCAUGAUCCAAACGCAGUUAAUUACUCUUCAUCAUCAUCAGGGUUUUCCAGUUUAACUGAGUUUAAUAAGCCUCCUCUCAGCUUCUCCAUUGAUGGGCUUGGAAGCAGCAGCAAUUAUGGGAGUUUCGUCCAUGGAGUUGAUCAAGAAUCUAGUGGGAAGCUUCUGUUUCCCUUUCAGAGCUUGAAACAGGUCUCAAAUAGUACAAAUGAUGGUGGAGAAAGUAGAGAUCAACAUGGAGAUGCUGGAUCUGGUUAUUGGCCGAAUGGAGUGAUAGGUGGAGGAUCAUGGUAAACACUGAUUUAAAAUUAAAUAAUAUUAUAAUUACACACACCCCAUAUAUAUUCCAGGAAUUAUAUUUAUAUUUUAUUUUUACUUAUAAUUAUAUAUUUUUUUGGGUCUGUUCCUUUGGUGUCUCAUUGUGGGGUGGUCAUCAUUUGUUUGGGUUUAAUUUCUUCCACAAACACACACACACACAAAAAAAAAAAAAAAAUUACUUAUGGGGUAUAUAUGUACCUGCAGGGAUAUAUAUAUAUAUGUAUAGUUAUAUUUAUACGGAUAUAUCUAUUUAUUCUCUCUACUGAUUAUCUUCUUUAGGGUUCAAAUUAGGCUUAAUUAUCUUUAUUAUAAUAAUUAAUUACCCAUGUGUUUGGGUAUUGAAGAAGCUUGUUUUAUAUAAAUGGCUUCAUCAGUUUAAUAAGUAGUAGUGAUUAGGACAGUACUAUCAACUGUGAUCAGUGAUGGAGAAUUGAAGCCCUGAUUUUUGAAGGGCCAAGAUAUAUAUUGUGUUUGAAGAA